GUCAUGCAGAGGGUUAUACUCAUUUUCUGAAGUUCCAAUUAAUAUUACAAAAAUAUAUAAAAUUUAUAUAACUAAAAUCUAAAGUUAUUUUAUCCAGUAUGAGAAUUUCUUUUUCAUUUAUUUUUUUUUUAAAAUAUUUUCUCAGAUGAAAAAAUAUUAUUGUUUCCAUUCGUGUAAAAACGUAGACUAGUAUCAAAAUGAUUUUCUUAGUAAGGUUUUGUUUAAAGUAUUUUUUCUUCAAGUUUGAUAGUUUUCAAGAUCAUACAUGUAUGUUGUUUGGGGUUAGGACAUCAAGCAUGUAUCUUAUGGAGACCUCUUGUGUCCAUUACAUUUCGGUUGCAAGUUGCUCUUGACCCGUGCAAUUUCUAUUCGGUGGAUUUCUACAAAUAUAUAGCACCGGAAAACACGUUAUACAAUCUCCUACGCAGAAAUGAUGUUACACUUCCACAUUUGGGACCACAAAAUAAAACAUAUUCCAAAAAAUAAUAAUAAAACUAAGUAAGAAGAUUCCCCCUGAUGAGGAAUAGCCAAGACGAAGUAGAACAUAAAGCAGAGGAAAAAAAGUAGAACAUAAAGAAAAAGAAAAUGGUAACGAAAAUGAAAGGUUCGUCCACUGAAGACGAAGUGAAUAUACAAAGACUUAUCAACGUACUAGGCUUUAGAAGAUUAGGAACACAAAUCCUAUAGCCAUUUAAAACAUGGCUUUAGAAAAAACUAUUAAAAUUAAAUAUUAAUUGUGUAGUAAUUAACCCUUUUUGAGCAUGUAAUUAACCAUUUCUGCUGCUGAUUAUGUUUCUCUCUUUUCUUUUUCGCCUUCCUUACAAACUUGAGUUCUUACAAAUUAAAUAAAGCAUUCAACCUACGGAAAGAAAGAGCAUCCACCAAACAGAAAUUUGCUUGUUGGUUAAAACAACAUAUAGAAAGUUGAUGUGCAGUCAUGCGUCAAGUAGACAUGUCUUGUGGUUUUUAAGCAUUGACUUGGACUUAGAAAAAUCUUAUGUUUUUAGAAAGCAACACUCUUACUUGGCUUCAGAUUAUUUAAGACCACCUAUGGGAAAGGAAAAAAAAACAUAAUCAAACAAGAACAUUUAAGGAAAAAUGUCUGGUUAUGGCUUCCUCUUCCUUUUCACUUUCCUUACAAACCUGAGACCUUCUGUACAGCAACACAGACCGACUUACGUCGGAUAUGUUUGUCAGCCAGAGAAAACUUACCUCAAAAACAGCACAUACUCCUCAAACCUCGAAACCCUUUUGUCCUCUCUUUCUUCUAGUUACAAUCAAUCUUUCUCCUAUGGAUUCCAAAGACUUAAAGAGGGACAAAACCCUGACAUGGUAUUCGGACUUUUCCUCUGUCGCGCAUAUGUAUCGUUCGAAAUCUGCCGUGACUGCAUCAGCUUCGCCGUCAAGGACACUCUGAAUCAUUGUCCAAAUGAAAAGGAGGCUUUGAUUUAUUACGACGAAUGCAUGCUUUUAUACACUGACCGGAAUAUCCUCUUGGAUCCUGUAACAAAAAUUGGAGAGCUGAUGGUAGUAAACCAACAGAAUGCUACGGCAAACAACCCUGUUAGGUUCAGUAAGGUGGUCCUUUCGUUGAUGAACGAAGCUGCAGACGAGGCUACUGCUAGUCCAAGAAAGUUUGCGUUUAAGAAGGAGAACUACGCACCAUCUCAAACGGUUUAUGUAUUAGUUCAGUGCAUGCCUGAUCUGACAACAGUGAUGUGCUCAAGCUGUCUGAAACAAACCAUCAAGAACUUGCCUCGUGACAAAAUCGGAGCAAGACUUCUUUCGCCGAGUUGUAUCUUAAGGUACGAUAUUUACCCUUUCUACAAUGAAACCUAUCAAGAAGUUGCCUCUAACGAUAUGCAUGGAAAAGAAGAGAACUCCAUGCAAGUUAUAAUAAUAGCAAUUGUUGUGCCGCUAGGUGUCUAUGUUCUUCUUUUUAUAGUUAUUUCUAGCUUCUAUGUAACAACGAGACUGAAGAAUACUUAUGAGACAGCAACUGCAGAUGAUGGUGGGGAUGAUAUUACAACCGCUGGCUCAUUUCAGUUUGAUUUUAAAGCUGUUAGUCUUUUAAAACAUUUUAAUUUUGCAGGUGGGGAUGAUAUUACAACCGCUGGCUCAUUUCAGUUUGAUUUUAAAGCUAUUGAAGCAGCAACCAAUAACUUUUCUGAAAGAAACAAACUCGGUCAAGGCGGAUUUGGAGAAGUUUACAAGGGAACAUUUCCUAAUAGAUUACAAGUUGCGGUGAAGAGACUAUCGAAAACAUCGGUACAAGGCGAAAAAGAGUUCAAGAAUGAGGUAAUUGUUGUGGCAAAGCUUCAGCACCGAAAUCUUGUCAAGCUUCUCGGAUUUUGUUUUGAAAAAGAAGAGAAAAUACUCAUCUACGAGUAUGUGCCUAACAAAAGUCUUGAUUACUUCCUCUUUGGUCAGUUAAUAUAUUACAACAUUUCAGGCCAAAUAUUUUCAUUAUUCAAACCAUUCUUGAGACCACUGUUCUAUAACAUUGUAAACACCAAUGGUCCAGACUCUACAAUGAAAAGGCAGCUGGAUUGGACAAGAAGGCACAAUAUCAUCAGAGGAAUUGCAAGAGGGGUUCUAUAUCUUCAUCAAGAUUCACGACUCACAAUCAUCCAUCGUGAUCUCAAAGCUAGUAACGUCCUUUUGGACGCUUCCCUGAACCCAAAAAUUGCAGAUUUUGGAAUGGCGAGGAUUUUUGGAAUAGACCAAACAGAAGCCAGUACGAGAAGAGUAGUGGGAACCUAUGGCUAUAUGUCUCCGGAGUAUGCAAUGUACGGCCAAUUCUCCAUGAAGUCAGAUGUUUAUAGCUUCGGUAUUUUAGUCCUUGAGAUUAUAAGCGGCAAAAAAAAUAGCAGUCUCUAUAAAAUGGAUGAUCAUGCUGGAAAUUUGGUUACAUAUACUUGGAGACUAUGGAGAAAUGGGUCACCAUUAGAGGUUGUGGAUCCAUCCUUUCAAGAGAACUGUCAAGAAAACGAAACUAGAAGAUGCAUCCAUAUAGCUUUACUAUGUGUUCAAGAAGAAGUUGAAGAUCGUCCAACAAUGUCAGAAAUAAUCCAGAUGCUCACAACUAGCUCAAUUGCUCUUCCCGUUCCUCAACCACCUGGAUUUUUCUUACGGAUGAAACAUGAGGAAAUCAGGGAAGCAGGUCCAACAAUGGAUUCUUCUGCUCUAUGUUCUGUCGAUGAUGCUUCCAUUACGCGUUUAACUCCUCGUUGAAGAUAAAACGUUUCACAAAGACUAGUAAGCAUCGAAAAAUAAGAAAGGUUUUCUUAGUUGAAAUGCUUCCAUUAUUGUUCAUUGCCUAUAAUUAGUUCUCAGCAAGCAAGUAUACAAUACUUUUUUUAUAUAGGAGAAAGAUACAAAAUGGUGGGGGAGAAUCAGUGGAGUUAUUGCUUGUUCUUUGACAGUGAGUUAGUUUUGUUGGAAGCUAGUUAAUUAUGGUGUGGAGUAGCUAUAGAUCUUGUAAGGUACAGAAAGAAGAAAAUGAUGUAAGUAGCCAAAAGUUUUGGUUCCUCUGCUAUCCUCUUAGUAUAGUCUUCAUUUCAGAGUUUGGCAAGUCCAGUAGGACUCUGAAAAUCUAAUACACAUGUAGUAAAAUAUGUAAAUAUCAUUUAAUAGUGUUUU
Brassica napus (rape) is the source of this 3642-nucleotide messenger RNA. RefSeq names its product cysteine-rich receptor-like protein kinase 5. Lineage: Eukaryota; Viridiplantae; Streptophyta; Magnoliopsida; Brassicales; Brassicaceae. The record is from RefSeq and is a predicted model, not a curated record. Gene Ontology annotation, biological process: protein phosphorylation. Bases 1099 to 3234 code for a protein of 711 amino acids. The transcript is spliced from 6 exons. Gene Ontology annotation, molecular function: protein kinase activity; ATP binding.